This is a messenger RNA of Dictyostelium purpureum, 4668 nucleotides long. RefSeq lists its product as uncharacterized. The record is from RefSeq and is a predicted model, not a curated record. Gene Ontology annotation, biological process: phosphorylation; phosphorelay signal transduction system. Gene Ontology annotation, molecular function: phosphorelay sensor kinase activity. Lineage: Eukaryota; Evosea; Eumycetozoa; Dictyosteliales; Dictyosteliaceae. The transcript is spliced from 4 exons. Bases 1 to 4668 code for a protein of 1555 amino acids.
AUGAGUAAUAAUAAUAGUAAUAAUAGUGACAAUAGCGAUAAUGAAAGAAAGGAAUACCUAUUGGGUUUACUAAAAAAAGGUUGUCAAGUAUCAAACAGAGAGAGAGAAGAGUUGAUGUUUAAAUUUAAAAUUACUGACCUCUCAAUAUUUAGACAAAAUAAUAAUAUCAAUAUAAAUAAUAAUAAUAAUAAUGAUAAUAAUGGUAAUCCACCACAAGAGAAAUUAUCAAAUGAUUUUUCAAAUUUAAAAAUUAAUAAUGAUGGUAAUAAUAGUAAAGAGAAUUACCUUAAAAAAUAUCAAUAUAGAGCAAGUGACGAUAUUGAACAAAAUCUCAAUAAAAAGAAUGAGAUGGAAGAAUUGGCCAAAAAAGAAAGACUUCAAAAAAUAAAAGAAAUAAAGCAACAACAAAAGCAAAAGCAUCCAGAUUUAUUUAGAGACAAUAACAAUAACAACAAUAAUAACAAUAAUAAUAAUAUUAAUAAUAUUAGUAUCAAUAACCACACCAACAACAAUAAUGACCACAGUGAUGCUGAGGAAGAUAUAAAUCUAAGUAAUGAUCCACAAGAUUUAAGUGGUGAUAGUGAUGAAGAUUUAUUGGUAUUGGAGUCAAAAAUAAUAAAGGAUAAAAAAGACUAUGCAUGUGAAAAUUGUAAGUGGUGUGAUGGUUUUGAACCAUUAAAUGGUUUUGGUAAUUUAGAAAUAUGUUCAAGUUGUAAAUGUAAAUUAAUUCACCAUAUACCUUCCUAUAAUAAUGAAGAGGAGGAUGAUGAUGAUGGCGAAGAUUAUGAAGAUUAUGAAGAAGAUACCGAAGAUAGUUUACACAGAAAAUUGUCAAAAAAUAAUAAUUCCCAAAUUUAUAAUAAAUUCAUUUUGUCAGUAUCACAACCAUCAUCAGCAUUUCAAUUAAAUACAUUAGGAAAUAGUACUGGAAUACCCAAUAAUAAUAAUAACAACAACAACAGUAACAAUAAUAAUAACAAUAAUAACAAUAACAAUGGUAAUAGUCAAUUUUUAUCAAGACAACAUACAUUAAAUUAUUUUUUAAAUAAAAAAAAGAAAUCAUUUUUUGAAAGGCAUCAAAAAGUUUUUAACAAAUUUUUACCACCAAGAUUGAAGCCCGCAAUUUACAGAAGAUGUUGUAUUUUCCAAAAUUUAUUAGUAACAAUAACAAUUUCAAUUUUAUUAUUUAUUUAUCAACUAGUUAUUUAUAAAAACGAGAAAGAUAUAGAAGCUAAAGAAAAAAGAUUCAGAAAUAUAUUCGAUACUAGUUCCGAAGCUUUGGUUAUUCAUAGAAAUGGAAUAAUAAUGGAUGUAAAUAGUACUUUUGAAAAAAUGUUUGAAGUAGAGGCUGAUGACUUAUUAAACCCAGUACCUUGUGCAAUUUGGGAAUUAUUACCUGAAAUGGAGUCUUAUUUCCAAAGUAGUAAUAGAAUAAAGGAUACACUUAGAAAUAGUAAUAAUACUAAUAGUAACAACAAUAACAACAAUAAUAGUAGCAUUUUAAAUAAUAGCAAUGUUUUAAAUAUAAAUAAUUUAAAUUUUUUAAAUAAUUUAAAUAACCCAACAAAUAAUAUAACAAAUGGUGGUAAUAAUAGCACAUUAAAUAGCAAUAAUAAUAGUAUAAACAAUAGUAGAUCAAAUAGUUUUAUAAUGAAUGGUAACAAUAUGAUUGGUGGUGGCAUAAACAUUGAAACAAAUAGUGGUAUAGGUAAUAGAAUGAUAACUAGAACAAGUAGAUCAAAUACAGGUUUAUCAGAUAAUAGUAGUAUAUUUGAUGAUAGUGAUAGUGUCGAUUUCUUUUCACUAAAGAAUAUAAAUAAGCAACCAAUUGUUUUUGAUACAAUAGGAAUUAAACCAUGUGGCGCAGAGUUUACAGUUCAAGUCAAAAUAGAAAAUAAAUAUGAUAAAGUUUCUUCAAGUGAUUUCGAUGUAGUUUCAAUUAUCGAUACGACUGCUAGAAAGAAGUUAAUAAUUGCAGAUCAACAACUAAGAAGAGCAGAGGAAAUAAAUGAUGCUAAGAUUAGAUUUCUUACAACUGUUUCACACGAAGUUAGAACUCCAAUAAGUGGUAUAUUAUCAUCUGUUGGUAUUCUCGAUGAAAGUUUGGUAGAUUCAAAUCAAAGAGAGUAUUUAGGUUUCAUCAAAGAUUCAGCCGAUUAUCUCUUGGAUUUAAUUACUGAUAUUUUAGAUUUUUCUAAAAUAGAAGCUGGAAAAAUGGAAUUGGAGCGUGUAGAAUUUAAUCUAUUAAAAAUGUUAGAAGACAGUAUAAAUAUAGUCUAUAGAAAUGCACAUGACCGUGGAAUUAAUGUUAUACACUUUGUAGAGCCAGAUGUUCCUAUAUUUUUAAUUGGAGACUCACAUAGAAUCAAGCAGGUAUUAUUAAACUAUUUGUCGAAUGCCAUUAAAUUCACAUCUAAAGGCCAAGUAAUGGUUAAAGUUUCAUUGGUAGAAAAAACAAACGAAGGAAUAAAAGUAAUGUUUUCUGUUGAAGAUAGUGGUGUCGGUAUCAAGGACGAGUUUCAAGAGCAAUUGUUCCAACCAUUUCAUCAAGUUGGAUCACUUAGACAAUAUUUGGGUACUGGUUUAGGUUUAUCAAUUUCCAAAAGAUUAACUGCAAUGAUGGGUGGUGAGGUUGGCUUUAGAAGUACAUUUGGGGUUGGCUCCACUUUUUACUUUACAUCAUUAUUUCAAAUAAAUCCAAAUUCAUUACUUCCAUUAGGCACUAUGGGUUCAAUUUUAUCAACUACUUUAUUAAAUAAAAUGGACAGUAUCAAUUUAUUUCAAAAAAUUAAUGGUUUCAUAUAUGAUGAUAAUAUAAAUGUAUCAAAAUCAAUUUCAAAUUUCCUAAAUUUAUUAUCAAUUCAAUUAAAGGUUAUUAAUCCAUCAAAUGACAACAAUCUGAAAUUUGAAUUAACAAAUUUUUUAAAUAAUUUAAUUGAUACUCAAAAUAACAAAUUAAACAAUCAAGAAAUACUUUCCGAUGAAGAUGAUGAGGAACACUUUGAUCAAAAGCAAAGAGAUGGCCAAAAGGAAGAGGAGGAGGAGGAAUAUACCAUCAUUAUUACAAAUUCAUUAUCAAAUGAAAAUUUAAAUCACUUUAAAGAAAAAUAUAAAUUGAUCCCAAAUACUCAAAAUAUUUAUUGGUUUUGUUUAAAUGAUAAUAGUUUACAAGUAAUAGAUCCAUUUUAUGAUGGAAUUGUAAAGAAACCAUGCAAUUUUCCAAAUAUUGUUGAAACCAUAUUUAAAGUUUUUAAUCAAGUACUUCAAAUUGACCAUUACUAUGUUUUAACAAAUAGAUCCAAAGAAGAUUAUAGACUAUACUGUAAACAAAGAAAAGAAAAUGAUUUUAAAAAUAACAAUAAUAAUGUAAAUAUAAAUAAUAGUAAUAAUACAUUAAAUAUUAGUGGUGGCUCCCAAAAUUUAAAUAGUUCAGGUGGAAAUACUCGUCACAGAAACAAAUUCAAUAACUCAAAGAUGAGUCCAUUAAAUAGAACAAAACAGGUUUUUGUACGCAAAAAUACAAAUGGAAUAUAUAGUGAUCAUGUACCAAUUACAAGAGGUUUAAUUCAAGAUGUUUCUCCAAGACUAUCAUCAUCACCAGUAAGUUUGGCAAUACCACAAAUCAAUAUUAAUAACAAGGGUAAUAGAAACAUUUCCCCCAGACUAAAUGGCUCAUCAUCCAAUACUCCUAUUAGCACAAGUGCAGUUGUAACUCCAACAUUCCAAUCAACAUCAUCAAAUGGAGUUUUAGUUUCAAAUAUAAAUAUAAAUAUAAACGGUAGCGGGUUUUUUAGUGGGGCAGAAUGUAUUAGUUCAAGUAUUUCACCCUCAAUUCAAAAUUCUAAUGGUUGUUUUUCACCAACAAGUGGUACAGCAUCACCCACAAUCAUUAGCACAUCACCCGAAUUAAAAUCUAUAUCAAAUGAUCCAAAUGAUUUAAACAACAGUGUAAAUAACAAUAAUAGUGUAAAUAACAAUAUAAACAAUAGCAAUAAUAAUAUAAUUGUUAAAAGACAAAUAUCAACUGAAUCAAUUAAAAAAGAAAAUGGUACACCAAACACUGCAUCAACGAAAACACAAGCAAUUAUACCUCCUUUAGAUAUUCAAUCAAACUCUAUUUUAUCAGCAUUAAGAUUUGCAGAUAGUUCUGAUGGAAGUAAUAACAAUAGCCCAAAUAUAGUUCCAAUUGAUAGAAAUCAAUAUAAAAUUUUAUUAGUUGAUGAUAAUAUUGUAAAUAUUAAAAUAUUUUCAAAGUACAUUAAGGAUGGGGGUUAUCAACAUGAUAUAGCCAUGGACGGUAACCAAGCAAUAGAAGCAACUAAAAAGAAUUACUAUCCAAUCAUUUUUAUGGAUUGUCAUAUGGACCCUAUGGACGGAUAUCAAGCUACUGAAAUUAUCAGAAAAUUCGAAAAAUCAUUAGUAAAUUGCCACGGUAAAAUUCAUUAUAAAAAAUCAACCAUUAUAGCACUCACAGCAUUGGACUUGGGUGGAAUGUCAAGUGGUAAAGAUAAAUGUUUAGAUAUUGGUAUGGAUGAUUUCUUACAAAAACCAAUUAAACCAAAAACUAUAAUAGAUACAAUAGAAAAGCAUAUAAAGAAAUUUAAUAUCAAUGAUAUCGAAUAUGGUUUACUUAGCCUUAAAGAAUGGAAGCUUGAUGUAGAUGUUUAG